UUUUCCAGUAUGAUAAUCUCGAAAUAACGUCAUUAAAUAAUACAAGAGAAACAAGGAGAAAUGCAAUAAGCAAUAACGACAGAUUAUAUAAAAUAGAUAAGUAGAUCGAUCGAAAAGAUUAUUAUUUCAAAUCGCGAGAAUGAAACAUUCAUAAAAGACUUGCGUUGAAUACCUUAUGAUGCAGCGAACGCAGUGUUAGGAACGAUUGCUUUUCCUUCUUCAAAUUCCUUGCGCAGUUCCAGUGCGAUUCAUAUAUUAUAAUUUAAGAAAUGCUUCGCGGAAGUUGGAAAUUGCUGCUUCUAUUGCGUAUAGUGCUUGUUUCUUGCGUGAAAGACAACAUCAUGGUUCGAGACUACUUUAUGUAUAAAGGCGUCUCCAGUGUCGUAGGAUUCUCCUGUGGAGGUCUCGAAAAUGACGUGAAGUUUGCGAAGACAUUCAAUGACGUCUACGUACUCGCGUCGAUGUGGAACCUCGAAUCCGUGAUUGAAUCGACGCAUACUUUCAGGAAGCUUCUGCAAAACAAUUAUCACAAUUUAGGCGUUUACGUGGACGCACGAUGCGACCAUCAUAAUUACACCAUAAUUUAUACCGAGGCUACGAAAUAUUUCAUGUACGACGAGACGCAUAAGUGGCUAAUUUUGGGAUCAAAGUUGAACGAUACUGUGAGUCUGUUGAACGACAAUGCCUUCGGCGUAGUCACCGACGUUACGAUAGCUGUACCGUCUCUCACCGGUUACGACUUGUACGAUGUCUACAAUCCCUGCAAAGAACGCGGUGGCGUUUUGAAUGUAACCGCUUUGGGUUAUUGGACCGAGAAAUCUGGCGUGGCAAUUAGAUUGAAGCAAUCGAAGUACGAGAGAAGAUCCAAUUUGCACGGCAUGAAACUCAGAGUGGGAAUCUUGCUGUCGCAAAAGCUGUACGAUUCGUCACUGUCGGAGGCUAUCAUGCUGGAUUCAAACAUGAAGUCGAAAUACGGUCGAUCUCAAUUUCUCUUCACACUCUUGAUGCACAUGGCCGAUCUCUUUAACUUCACUAUAGAAAUUGUGGAAGUGGACCCGAAAAAGCGACAGGACAAUUCCGCGCCGAUAUUCGUCGCCUUUCAGAGAAAUAUGGUAGAUGUUUCAGCUAGUCCGAUCGUGAUGAAAGCGGAAAGAUUACGAAUGGGUGAUAUUAUCGGUUCGGUGUGGCCUAUGCGAUCCUGCUUUUUUUUCCGGACGAUAUCCUCGGCGAACGUGAAGACGAAGCAAUUUUUGCGACCGCUAAAUAUUAAGGUGUGGUACGUGGUAUUCGCCACGAUGAUUGUCGCCACAUCGAUCCUGGCGUGGUUGUUGCUCAAGCAGGAAGGCGUCCAGAGUCUAACGGAAGGCUACAGUAUUUCUAUUCUUCUUACCAUAGGCGCUGUUUCACAGCAAGGUUCUGUACUUGUUCCGGUUCAUUACGCGGGUCGCAUAGCGUUUCUGCACAUUAUGCUCUUCAGUGUAUUGAUGUUCAAUUACUACUCGGCGAGCAUCGUGUCGGACCGAUUGAAGAACAGAGCCGUGAAGAUGAACGACUCGCUGAUUAGUCUGGCGAACAGUCAUCUGAAAGUGGCGGCUGAACCCGCGCCGUACUUUCGUUCCUUUUUGCAGUCACCGGAAGAAGAGGUACGAUAUUUUAACGUAAAACGGUGGGACAAACUGCCGGAAACAAAGCGAUAUCUACCGUUAGCGGAGGGUUUAGAUCGCGUGGCUAAUGGCGGUCUGGCUUAUCACACAUCGAUUGAUUCCGCAUAUCCGUAUAUCGAGCGGCAUUUUCACUCGCGGAUGAUUUGCGAGCUGACGGAGGUUCAUCUCUUUCGCGCAGUCCUCGCGCUUUGGGCCAGGUAUCGAAGUCCGUUCACGCCGCUAUUAAAAAUCGGCUUGGCCAAGAUGUAUGACACGGGCAUUCGGAAGCGACAACUGAAACGUUGGUCGGCAAGAAGACCCUUCUGUCCGAGAAACCUACUGAUUGCUGAGCCGCUGUCAAUUCACGAAGCUGCGCCCAUUUUCGCGUUUAUCAGCAUUACCACAACAUUGUCCUUCGUGAUUUGCAUCGUAGAGAACCUCGUUCACUGGUUAUGGCCCUCGCGACCGUCAAUACUCAGCAUCGAAAAACUACAGUGCAUACAAAGAAAUCUUUCGUUAUUAACAAAGCGCAUAUCCAAUAUUCAAAACCGAAUAUUCUCACGUGAAUGAAUUUAUAAUUAUGAUUUUUUAAUAUGAUUUAUUCGUUCAGUUGGAUUAUAUUUACCCGUUAAACAUACGCGUAAAUAAUUAAUCAGUCGUGUGCGAUUUAUUAUUUGAUGUAGUUCGACAGUGACAUGUCUCCUAGUUUCCGAACUUAAUGUGAUAGCGAUGGAACGUGAAUAAAUGAUAAGACAUAGGAUUCCGA
Messenger RNA from Linepithema humile (Argentine ant), 2409 nucleotides. Lineage: Eukaryota; Metazoa; Arthropoda; Insecta; Hymenoptera; Formicidae. The record is from RefSeq and is a predicted model, not a curated record.